Cyphellophora europaea CBS 101466 is the source of this 3204-nucleotide messenger RNA. RefSeq lists its product as uncharacterized. The transcript has 4 exons. The record is from RefSeq and is a predicted model, not a curated record. Lineage: Eukaryota; Fungi; Ascomycota; Eurotiomycetes; Chaetothyriales; Cyphellophoraceae. The coding region runs from base 1 to 3204 and encodes 1067 amino acids.
AUGGGUUCGAUUGCCUAUCGCGACCGCGAGCGCGACUAUGACGCUCGAACCAGUGUCUCAUCAAGUCGUCGUGAACGAGAUGGUGGCUACACCACCGUGAAGCGAUACAUAAUUAAAGAUGACGACAACCGCUCCUCCUUUGGCGGCCGUGACUCCCGAUCUUUCGUGCCCGAGCGCGCAGGCGAGCGAGUGGAGGAAACCCGCAUUAUUCGUCGCGAAGCCGAUGUUGAAGAGCCUCCACGGCGGGAGAUGCGCAGAGAAGAGCCGAAAUAUUCGACCGAAGAAUUGGUGAUUCGCCGCGAUCGUGACGAUGACCGGAGGGAUCCCUACUAUGAUCGCCGACCUGCCGAGCGCUCCUCUGAUCAAGAGCUCAUCAUCAGACGCACCACGGAAGAGGAACCCCGCCAUGAGACCGCCCUCUCCCGAUUCGAUGAUCGUGAUCGCCGCGACUACCGCUAUGGGGAUAACUACGAGGUCGGGCCUCCUAGGCGUGGUGAUUUUUAUGAACGCGAUCGCGAUGUCCAGCGAUACACUCGCACCACGGACUACUAUCAGCCUGCUCCUCAGCCACAAAUUGUGGUUCUCAAACAAGACCCCAUCAUUAUUCGCGAGCGCAUCCGUGACGAUGACUACCAGGUUGUUCGCAAGACCGACAUCGAUGAGGAAAAAUCGAUCGUCCGCAGGGCUCCAGAGCCGCCUAAAGAGGAAGAAUAUUUCUAUGAGAAAAAGGUGCGCGAGCGCAUCGACGAUGGGCGCAGGCGUUCUCGCUCGCGUGACGAUGAUUGGCGUGACCGCCGAGUCAUGAAGCGAGAAGUUAGCCCGCAUGAUUCAGUCUCCCAAGUAGGUGGUCGUCGCGACUACAGCAGCGAUGACAGCAUGGUCUACGUCAAGCGUACCAAGGAAACAACUGUCGAGCGAAGCCCUAGCCCGGACCGACGCAAGAAUCUGGCCGCUGGCGCUAUUGCAGGUAUCGGUGCUGCCGAGCUCCUUCGCAAUCACAAGAAGAAGGAAGGGCGUGACGCCUCGCAUGGCGUCGGUCGUCUCGGCCGUGACAUCGGUGCCGGUGCUUUAGGUGCUGUCGCCGCAGAAGGUAUCAGUCGUGCUCGCUCUGCAUACCGCAGCCGAAGCCGCCGCCGCCGCUCUCGAUCCCGUUCUGGAUCGAGCGAUAGUGGUCGUGCUCGACGACGAAGCCGCAGCAGAGGCCGCGGCGAGAGUCGCAGCCGUUCCGAGUCUCGCUCCAAGCUAAAGACCCUCGGUGCGUAUGGUCUUGGCGCGGCCGCUCUCGCUGCCGCCGCUGCAGUUGCUGCGAAGAAGAUCAAGUCCAAUAAAGAGAGGGAUGGCUCAGUAUCUCCUCACAGAGGCCGCAGCCAGUCUCGGCACAGAACAGAUCGGGUGGAAUCUAUGCAGGAACUGACCAAUGAUCCAUCGGCUGGUGAUGAUGCUCGCAAUCCAAAGCAUCGCAAUAAACGCAUGGCUGAAGCUGGUGCUGCGGGUGCUGCUAUUACUGCGCUCAUUGAUAGAGCUCGCAGCAAGUCUCGAGGCCGCGACCGAUCUCGUUCCCGUAUCAGGACGGCGGCACCGGUCGUUGCGGCAGGUCUGGGCAGUGCUGCCCUUGCUGGUCUCUACGAGCGGAACAAGGCCAAGAAAGAAGCUGAAGUCAUUCAGAAGGAUGAGCGCCGUAACAGAUCUCGUUCGCGCAGCCGUGCUCGCUCAGAGUACACCGAAGGCUAUCGAGACGGACCACUCAAUGAUCCUGGCCUGAUUGAAUACGGCGACGGCCCGAUGCACGGUAACAACUAUGGCGAGGGCUACUACGGCAGACCAGCGCCGCAAGAGGGUUAUUACGCCAACCAAACCGCCGUGGUUCCCGCUCCUGGCACUGCAGCUCCAGCCCCUUAUGGCGCUACUCGUGAUUUCCGGGACCCAAGUCCCGGAUAUGGCCGCGAACGACGAAGCAGGUCUCGAAGCACAAGCUCAUCUCCAGGUGGACGUCGCCGCAGUAGCAGACGUCGUGUUGCCGAAGCCGGUGCGGCGGCCGCGGCAGGCGCUGCUGGAGCAUCGAUGUAUGAGCGUUCGAAACAAGAGAAGCGCGAGCGAAAGGCUCGUAAACGACGUGAGCAAGAGCAAUACGGCGACCCGUAUGAAGAAGGGUACAACCCACAAGCCUCGCACGCGCCGCCUCCAAGCGAUCCGUAUGGUGCGCCGCCGCAGCCUGGAUACUAUCCUGAAAGUGGCGCCUUCCCACCACCACCUGGCGCUGGACAGUACGCACCCGACCCAGCAGCUCAGCAAGCUGGCAACUACAUGCAGCAAGGCUAUCCGCCGCCCCCACCAGGAGGCCCCGGGAUGCCUCCCCCACCUGGUGUUGGCUACGAGCCAUACGCAUCCGGCGCCAACCCAUAUGCGCCACCUCGGGGCGCAGACAAUGUGAGACCUCCUCCUCCCAUCACUCCCGCAAUCAGUGUGCAGCCUCCUUCUUCCACCCCCGACACCACACAGCUCCAUGUCCCGCCAACCUAUGUUCCUCCCACCAAUCGCGCCGCUUCGCCUCCUCGCGAAAGCGACCGCCGCCUGAACGACUCUCCACCACAGUCUUCAACUCCCCGUCCCCGUGCCGUAUCACAACCCCCUCCUGCCUCUGGCUCUACCUCCAACGGUCCCCGCAAAUCUGUCCAGUUCGCUGCCGAGCCGGACGUCCAGCCCGCAGACCCGCCUGCAUCAGAAACUUCGAUGCCAGAGACUGGGCGAACACGGCAUCGCCGUCGCGAUCGCGGAUAUGAGGCAGGUGAUGACACAGACGAAACGCCGGAUGAUCAGCGGCGCAGAGCUAAAGGGUUAGAGCCACAAGACGUUGCAGAAAGAGAUCGCGGCCGAGAAGGCGAUGGUGAUGGGGAAAAACGCCAUCAUAGAAGGCGGCGGAGCCAUGACCCCUCGUCCUCUUCUCGCCGCGACAGGGAUAGAGACCACAAGGGCAAGCAGAAGCGUCGGGACGACGGCAACAACGACGGCGGCGACUCGGACGCCACUGAGGAGCUGCCUCCGCGCUUCGAUAACGAGGGACGCAAGAAAUCGGAGCGGGGCGAGGACCCUGUGGCGGAUCGCCUUGAAGAGAUCAUCAGUGGCAAGGGCGCUGCGGGCAAAGUGUUUGGGAAUUUCGUUGAUGGGCUGUUUGGGCCUGGGGAGCGGAAGAAGAGGGAUCGUUGA